AUGUCUCUCCUCGAUUUGCCGUCUGAGCUCCUUCAGCAGAUAGUGAAGGAGACGGUCCCGGAAGAUUUCGAGCACGUGGGCCUGACAUGCAAAACACUGAAUGCCGCGGGCGCUGUAUUCCUCGACGAGUACAGGCAACGGCGCCGGCGCUUCCGCCACUUCGCCUUUUCCCACCAGGAAGGAACCGAUGGGGAAAGCCAGGUGGACGCUGCCACAGGAGCGACGGAAGGAGACGCGGGCAGCAUCAACUGGGAUGCGGCCACCAAAGCUACCGGGUUCAUCAUCAGGACUACGAGAGAGCUUGUGGAAUACAUUGCCAGGGAUCCGAUCAUUGGUCGAUAUAUCCAAACGGCAGAUUUGAAAAACUCUCACUCGGACCAACUUGCCGACUGGGACCAUGAUGCCCAUGAUCACGUCAAGAUCGACGACCAGGUCUGGGACCUGGUCCGCGAGUCCGCCUAUGUUCGUGAAGCUGGCGUUGAUCCGACGGACAUGUUAUUCCACGGAUGUGCCGAAGGCUAUUAUCAGGUCUUGCUCAUGUCCCUCCUCCCAAACACUACAGCGCUGGCACCGGGACGACAAUGGAGUGAAUUAAUGGACAACGGCAUUGUGAAUAGCGGCUCUAUGGGGCGCUUCAUGGAAGUCAUAGUGCGCAAGGCGAACAGCCCGGCAUCGACUGGCGCGUCGCUGUCGAAACUAGAGUUCGUCUACCCUUGGAUGGGCUCCGGGUACGAAGAACGGGGAUCGCUUAGUUCGUGCACGCCUUUCCUGGCGCUCGACUCGCUGCGCGGGCUGUAUGCAGGCAGCGUCAUCGGCCGCGACGACGGGUACACGGGCUACGCCUUCGAGCCCGGCUACGACACAUACAGUGCCAAGCUCGAGACGAUCGAGCUUUUCGCGAGCAUCAUCGGGGCCGUGGAGCUGCGCGAGCUGCUCUCGCGCACGCCGAGCCUCAAGCACUUCCGCUUCGCGCACGAGACCAAAUACCACGGCUGCGGCUGGAACUGGGAUAUUGGCGCGUCCAUCGCCGUCGUCCAGGACUGCGUGGGCGGCACGCUGGAGGAUCUGGCCGUCACGCUGAUGGGGGACGGCCUCAACAACUCUGGCACAACGCUGACGGACAUGACGGGCUUUCGGAAGCUGAAGAUGCUGGAGCUGGACUAUGUCAUGCUCGUCGGACCGGCCUACGAUAAGGAGAGAGCAGAAGCGGACCCGGCCGACAACGACAACGAGCCUCCGUGGGGCCCGCCUGCCAUGGUCCGCCUUGUAGACCUCCUCCCCGAAUCAAUUGAGAACGUCAACAUAUACGUCGGGCCCGGCUUUUUCACAGACGAAAAAUACAUCCAAGCAGCAAGGAAGCUCUUCGAUGGGCUGAACGUGAAGAGCCCAUGUGCGCGGUUGCCGCACUUGAAGGAGGUCCGCUACGUACCCAAGGCUGAGCCGAAGCAUCCUGACAUAGCAGAGCUCCUGGACGAAGUGAAGGGGACGGGAUGUACCGUCACUGAGAAGAACAGGGCUAUGCCCAAAUUUGCUUCCUCGUUUUGCGAACGCUUCGGGGUGGAGUUUAUGUAG
Messenger RNA from Anthostomella pinea, 1572 nucleotides. NCBI's taxonomy places the organism in Eukaryota, Fungi, Ascomycota, Sordariomycetes, Xylariales, Xylariaceae. The record is from the annotation of a GenBank genome assembly.